Arctia plantaginis is the source of this 774-nucleotide messenger RNA. The record is from the annotation of a GenBank genome assembly. Lineage: Eukaryota; Metazoa; Arthropoda; Insecta; Lepidoptera; Erebidae.
AUGAAAUUCUUAUUCGUGUUGUGCAUCGUUGCGGUUCUGUCCGGCUCGGCGUUAGGUGUGCCUGAGCAGAGCCAUGCUUUGUUAGUGCGCUCACGUCGUGAUCUGUUACAGAACAUAACGCAAUUUAUACAAAAUCUAAUAACAAGACUACAAAAUGCGGGCAAGGAAGCCUUGGAUGCUGUCUCCGCCUUCUCAAACAGUAUCACAAGCGAGGUUCAACAAAUCCGUGAAAAGAUCAUAAACGACAUUGAUAGGUUCAAAAACAGAGUCACCGACGCCAUUGAGAAUGUUUAUAAGAAAUUCUCAGACACCAGUAACGCCUUGAAUGAUUGUGUUGAAACUCACAGGGACGAAGCUGCCGAUGUAUUCAACAACACUGCAUCGCUCGCCAUGGCUUGUGUUGACCAACGUAUAGACGAGAUCGGCGAACUAAUAGAACAGCUGAAAAUUGUUGCCGCUGAGGCUCUGAGAGAAGCGUCCACAGCCGUCAAAGAUAUGAGGCAAUGUGCCAAAGACAGUGUCAACAUUUUGACCACCGGCACAUGCCUCGGCUCAGUUGCUAUGAAUGUUGAAAUGAAAUCCUUUGGCUUAUUUUCUCAAAGCACUGUUUUGAUUGGCCGUAUCAAUCUGUCCAUUGCAAGCUUGCCAGCUUCACUGGAAGUAUGUGCCGGUACUCGCAUUCUCCACACUGGUAUUCAAACUAGCAAGAUUAUCAUCGACCUCGGUACCUGCUCGGCCUCUGCGAUCUUCAAUAAUAUUACCGGUAGUGAAUAA